AUGGCCGCCGCAAGGGCCGUGCCUCGGCUGACGCCGGUGCAGGAGCACCGCGGCGUCACCGCUGCCAUCGGCCACCACUCUUUUGCCCCGCCGCUGCUGCGGCAGUACUAUGGUGACGGCGAAGUACCGCAUUGGGUCAUCUCCGGCUCGUCCGUCAUCACGGACGAAUACGUGCGGCUCACGGCUGACCAGAAGAGCCAGACAGGCCACCUGUGGAACACGGAACCGCUGGAUAUGGACGCCUUCGAGGUGGUCGUGGGCUUCCGGGUCUAUCGGCCAAUGGGCGGCCUCGGCGCGGACGGCUUCGGGGUGUGGGUGGCGCAGCCGCCUCGCUUUGACGGCCCCCUCUUUGGCCGCCCCACCACCUUCAACGGUUUCGGGGUCUUGUUCGACUCGUACGACAACGACAACCGCCGCGACAACCCGAUGGUGAGCCUCGUGUACAACGACGGCUCCAACACAAAGCACUUCGACCCUGAGAAGGACUUCAUGGGCGACACCGUGGCCAGCUGCGUUUUCGACUUCCGCGAGAUUGCCGAACCGAACAUGGCCACCAUGCGCAUGGUGUACUUCAAGGGUGAACUUCAGCUGUACCUGUCCAGAAACAGCGAGGCCACAGAGACGGAGUGUCUCAGAGUCACCAAACUGCCGAUGCCGGAGGGCAAGGUGUACCUCUCCUUAUCUGCCCAGACCGGCGGUGUGUCGGAGAUCCACGACAUCAUGUUCGUUCAUCUGUCUCCCCUGAUGGACGCGAAGUACGACCACGACGUGCGGCAGACUACGGUGCCGACCAACGGGCUCCACGACGCGCAGCUUUACAACAACGAGGCGAUGAACAACCGCCAAAUGUCAGAUGUGCCUACAGCCACCCAUCCACCCACGAUGGCGCCACAGGAGGCGCAGCAGGCACAGCAGCAGCAGCAGAACCAGGAGGCACAGCAGCAGCAGCAGCAGCCGGCACAGCAGCAGCAACAGUGGGCACAGCAGCAGCAGCAGCAGCAGCCGGCACAGCAGCAGCAACAGUGGGCACAGCAGCAGCAGCAGCAGCAGCCGGCACAGCAGCAGCAGCAGCAGCAGCCGGCACAGCAGCAGCAGCAGAACCAGCCGUCCGCGCAGGCCACUGCUGACAUCGGUGAAACAGAGCGGCAGCGAAUUGAGGAGCUGGAGAGGAGGUUGGAAGAGCUCCGAGGCCGCAACGGUUACCGCGCCACGCGUCGCAUCGAGAAUGACGAUAUGGAAGAGGUGGAGGAGUACGUCGAGGAAGGCAAAGACGGACAACAUCGCAUGCGACGCGUGCGACGUGCACGCACGCCCCAUCACAACCCCGUGGCGCACGAUGAGUAG
Molecule: messenger RNA, 1344 nt
Organism: Leishmania mexicana MHOM/GT/2001/U1103
Lineage: Eukaryota; Euglenozoa; Kinetoplastea; Trypanosomatida; Trypanosomatidae
Product: putative lectin
Exons: 1
Coding region: 1-1344 (447 amino acids)
Biological process (GO): endoplasmic reticulum organization; Golgi organization; endoplasmic reticulum to Golgi vesicle-mediated transport
Cellular component (GO): endoplasmic reticulum membrane; Golgi membrane; COPII-coated ER to Golgi transport vesicle
Molecular function (GO): D-mannose binding
Source: RefSeq, a predicted model, not a curated record